UACCAAUCAAAACCCCCCACCCUCCCUCUCUCUCUCUCUCUCUCUCUCAAAUAAUAUUGUUUGGAGGAGAAAAAUGAAAUAGUGUUUUGCUUUUUGCAGUUUUUCUUUUGGUGGAUGGGCACUGGACAGGCAGUUGAACUUUAAUUCGUUGGUAUUAAGCAAAUUAAUCCUCCAAUCAAUGGGUGAUUUAUCUGGGCCAAGGCUGUAUGGCUGCUACAAGUGCCAGAAUCAUGUUUGCUGUCAUGAUGAUAUUGUAUCUAAAGCAUUUCAGGCAAGCCGUGGCAGGGGCUUUCUAUUCUCCCAUGCAGUGAACGUGGUUGUAGGGCCUAAGGAGAAUCGGCAUCUGAUCACAGGCCUCCACACGGUUGCUGAUGUACACUGCUGUGAUUGUGGGGAGGUGUUAGGCUGGAAAUAUGUCAAAGCUUAUGAGGAAUUGCAGAAGUACAAAGAAGGAAAAUUUGUUCUUGAAAAAUUUAAGAUUGUUAAGAUCAAUUGGUAGCAUAGAUACUCAGUUUGGGUUGUGGAAUUCGUUUUGAUUGAUUGGUCAUAAGUUCUAUUCAUCGUGUACAAAGAAACUCUUGAUUGUCUAUUUGGAUGCUGGUGUCCUUUUGUCAGACGGUUCGGCAUAUAAUGUUUCAGUCUUUCAAAUUCUGAGUCAAAGUCAUAACUCCGUUUUAAUGAUUGUAUCAAUGUGAAAAGAUUUCAUUCAUAGUCU
This is a messenger RNA of Pyrus x bretschneideri (Chinese white pear), 715 nucleotides long. Its product is annotated as protein yippee-like At4g27745. The transcript has 3 exons. Lineage: Eukaryota; Viridiplantae; Streptophyta; Magnoliopsida; Rosales; Rosaceae. Bases 179 to 499 code for a protein of 106 amino acids. The record is from RefSeq and is a predicted model, not a curated record.